AUGGCUUCCUUUAGAGAGAUUCGUAGCAUUCUUCUGCAAAGUUUUGAUAAUGGAGAUAUAUCAGAGGACGAAUUCCUUCUUCUUUAUGAUGUUAAUACCUCCAAAAACCCAGAUUUUCCUUAUGAAAGUUAUGGGAAAUUUGACCUUAAUGAUAUGGAUGACAGCGAGUGUUUAUCCGAGUUUCGUUUUCGUAAGAGUGACCUUCCUGUCCUUUCUGAGGCUCUACAUCUUCCUAACUACUUUAAAUGUCAACAAGGAACAAUAUGCGAUGGAAUUGAAGGGUUGUGUAUCGCACUUCGAAGGUUUGCAUACCCAUGUAGACUCAGUGAUUUA
Messenger RNA from Pocillopora meandrina, 333 nucleotides. The record is from the annotation of a GenBank genome assembly. Lineage: Eukaryota; Metazoa; Cnidaria; Anthozoa; Scleractinia; Pocilloporidae.